AUAAUAUUUUGUAGAAAACAUUGCAGGUUUCAAUUAUGGAAAUUUUAUAAUAAUGAAGUUGUACAAAUGUAUUUAUUAGUAAUGGCGUUAAUUGUAUUACUUCAACAACAACAACAACGCCAAUAAAAGUAUUCAUUUUCUUACUUUAUUGAAAGGAUAAUUACCGGAGGAUAAUAAUAUUUAGUAAUUGAAUGUUAUAAUUUACAAAAAUUGAAUGAAACAGUCAGGAUCUAUUUACUUUUUCUUUAUUGUUGUGAUAAUUUAUUUGAAAAUACACUUAACAAAUAUUCUCAUGGAAGAGUCAUUUCAAUUGUUGAUAGAAUGAUUGGAUAAUCGACUAGAUUAUAAUGACAUAAAUUACCAAAAUAGACAUUGUAUCAGUUAGUGAUUCGUAUCAUCACUCCUCGUUUUUUCUCUCAGAAUGAUUCAAUUUCAUUCAUUAAAAAAAUAGAACAUACUGUAAACUGUAAUGUGACAAUGAUAUUGUGUAUAACUGUAUUAUUGAUGACAUGAUAAUUAUUGUCUUUAUUAGUCAAUAUUUACUGUGUAUAGAAACAAGUGAAAAUAUGUUUCAAUCUUUGAAGGUCGAUUUACCAAAUUAUAAAACACAAAUCAAUUUUCACAACGAUAUGAAUCAAUCAAAUGAUUCACAAUUGAACUCCAAGCGGAUACAUAUAAUAUCUUCUAACACUACAAAUGAAUAUCAUCCUAGAGAAGAACACAAAUUUCAUAAUAAUAAAUCGGUAGAAAGCCAUGGCGACUACCAUCAUUCAUCAUUAUCAUCAACAUCAAUAACAACACCAGUGAACGAAGUGAAAACAACAAUCAAUUUCAUAACAUUUAAAAUAUCCGAUUGUUACCUACAUAAUCCAUCUAUGCAUUUGUACGAGAAAUUCCGUCUACAGUUUACAUUUCGUACAUCUCAGGAACACGGUUUAAUAUUAUUCAACUCAGAUAAAUAUGGGGUUGAUUUUUUAGCAUUUGAAUUAAUCAAAGGUUAUUUACAUUUCGUCUUCGACAUGGGAAGCGGAUCUCAACGUUUUGCAUUGACUGCACAUAGUGUUACUGAUUCUAAAUGGCAUAAUGUGGAAUUGUUUAGAAAAGAUCUUGAAAAUAAUAUACUCCAAUUAUAUAUUGAUCGGAAUCAAAGUAUUGAACAAUCUUUGAAGAUACCUGUUUUCAAUGGUGACAUUGCAAGAAAUUUCAAUUUAAAUGAUCCACUAUAUAUCGGUGGUAUAUCUCAACUUGUAUUCUUGAAAUGGAGAGAGAAACUCAGUUCAUACCAUGGAUUUCAGGGUUGUCUAGGCAAUUUCUCUAUAAAUGGACUACCUCCAUUUGAUUUAUUAAAUAUGGCUAAGUUAAAAUAUGCGAAAAAUUGGACAUUACCUGUCUGUCGAGAUCAAAUCGUGGACAAUUGUCAUUAUCGACCGAAAGGAGUAUUGAACUGUAAUCAAAUUCAACGUAUUCAAAAUCAUUCAACUAUUACAAGAACAAAUAAAAAUGUUGAUGGAGAUAAUGAUAAUAAUAAACUAUUUCAACCAUAUUGCUUAAAUGAUGGAAUUUGUUUACAUACAUGGUUAGGUGUUAAGUGUGCCUGUGAAUUGACUACAUUUGAUGGGCAUCGAUGUAUAAAAGCUGGAACAACAUUUGCAUAUGGUGUUAAGUAUGAUACAACUAUAAGUUAUAAUUUAUCAAAUAAUAUCAAUCAAACAAUUGAUAAUGAUAAUGAUCAUAUUGGUUAUUUACGUUUAAUUUAUACAGAUCGUGUAAGAAAUACAAGACAAGAUGAAUUUGUACUUGGUAUUCAAACAAUUUUAACAAAUUUAACUUAUAAUAAAAACCAACACAAAAAUAAUGAACAAAUUUCUCAUAAUUACAUAACCACUUUAUUAUUUGUUACUAGUUUAACACAAAUUGGUGAUUUUAUACAUUUAUUUUUAGAAUCAGGUGUAGUGCGGCUUAAUUAUAACAUGGGUGGAGGUGUGGUUCACAUCAGUGGACCUAAUUUCCCAAUCAACGAUGGAUUUUAUCACCGAAUCCGAGGCUAUCGUGUCGAUCGUCAGAUAAUUCUUGAAGUAGAUGACUCAAGACAUACAUAUGAACUAAACAGUAUAUAUGGGAAACAGUUCAAUAAUCAAAAAGUUAUUUGGCUUGGACAUGCACCACGAUUAAAUAAGACAGACUUUUUUCAUGGUUACAUGACUGGUGUUUACUAUAAUGGAUUACUAUUGCAUGAUAUAGCUGCCGGUUUAUCCUACGUAAUGUAUAUACAUGUGACACGAUUUGGAAAUGUGAAGCAUACACCAAAAUUUCAACCGAAAUUACUCAAAUCUGACUACUAUAAAGAUUCAUUGUUAUUUCUUGAAGAUAACAACUAUACUUUAAGUUCAACCUAUUUUUUUAAUAGUGGAGUAAACUACGUGAAUCGUGAUGAACCAGUUAGUGAAGAGAUAACAAAACAAAUCUUAACCAAUUCAUUACCAUUUCAUUUUUAUUCCAAUUCUUCCUCUUCAUUAUUAUCUUCAUUGAACUAUGAGUAUUUUAAUAACAAUAUUUCUAAUGAAUCUAUACAUUCAGAUAUAAUUCAUUCACAGACAAAUUAUUUACAAUAUAAUAAAUGGAAAGUGUUUAAAACAAUGAGUCGUUUACAUGAACAAGUUAAUAUUUGGCUGUUAAUUAGUUUAGCCGGUGCUGGCCUAAUAAUGUUAAUCUCAGUUACAUUUCUAGCUUAUAGAUGUCAUCGUAAUAAACAUAUAAAUUCACAUUGUUCUAAAUUAACUGAAACAAAGCAAAUGAGUCAUUUACAUCAAUUCUCUCCGACAUCAGUUACUUAUAGAACUGCUUCAGUAGGUUCUUUAUUAAGUAUGGAUGAUAUAAGAUAUACUAUGAUAUCUAAACGAUUAAAACAAAAUCAAGAACAAUUAUCAUCAGUUUCAGAUGAUCAAUCACAUUCACUAUGUGAUCGAACAUCAAUUAGUGGAUAUAAAAUCAAUUAUUCUAAUACUACAGUAACACCUUUUAUCUUAGUAACUGAUUCAAUAAAUUUACCAAGAAAAUCAUCAACAGGAAUAGAUCAUUACAAUUUAAUAAAAACAUCUUUACCUAAAUUAGGUUCAAUGCAUUUCAAUGUUAACGAGCUUCCAAUUAAAACAUUUGAACAAUAUAUACCAGAUAAAUAUUUAAAAGAUAAUGAAUAUAAAGUUGUUUUAAAUGUUUCUGAUAAUGAUUAUUUAAAAACACAAUAUAUACAUGGGUUUAUUGAUACAUUAAAUAAUGGACAAUUCAGUACAGGCUCUUCAAUAGAAACAUCCCAAAUGAUGUAGUAUUCAAAUAUCAAGUUACUAUAUAUAUUAAUGAAAUUCUGAAUCAAGUUUAUUAUGUUAUGAAUAAAUGACAAAUACCUAUCAACAAUCUAAAUAAAGAGGGUAUUAUUUUUAUGUAGAAAGAAAGAUUUCCGGUAUGUUAGCUCAUUUUUAUAUGACAUAUAUAUAUAUAUAUCUAUCAAAAUGACUUUACAUCAUUUGCUCUGUAUGCAGCGAUAAACAUUGUAAAUAAAAUUAUAUUUCAGGUAGGCUUGUCUUCUCAUUCUCUUUGAAUUAUGCGCAAGUCUUGAUUGAUUUUAAUGAGAUAAUAACGAAAAAAUCAACGAUAAAUGUUAUUUGAAAAUGUCAAAUAUUUAACGGUAAAUAAAUAUUAUCAGUAUAUAGUUGUGGAGAUUGUUAGGUUCUUGAUUAAGAUCAUGAAUCAAACGAUGUUAGAUCGUGCGCGAGACCAAAGGUCCUGGGUUCGAGUCUAGUGUGCGGAAUUAUGGAUGAACACUGUUAAGGAGUCACAUACUAAGACAAAAUGGCCAUCUAGUGCUUCAAGGUUUUCAAUGGUGGUUUAGGUUGAAUCAACUCAUGAUCUCAAUUAAAAAUAAAUAAUAAUCAUUGAUAAUUCUGCUUAACAACAUUGAAUGUUACGCAAUUAACAAAGAUAGUUCCUUAGAAAGCUAUAUAAUUGAAAGCUCAAAGAUGAUUGUUUUGAAUGAUUGAUCCGAUAUAUUCUUUAAUAAUUCAUGAACAUCAAAUGUAUUCUCAUGCAAGUAUCACUGUCGGAAGAAGUAUUAAAUUUAUGGUCGAAAAGAAGAUAUUGAUCAUUAAAUUAAUCGGUACCAUAGGUAGUCCUAGCUCUUUUAGAAUCUCAAACGAGAAGAGUAAGUAGAAAACGUAAUUAAUCAGUCAGCCUGAUUAACAAUUGUGUAAGUUCUAUCUUGGGUUCGACUAUAUUAUGACUACUUCAUUUAUAUAAAUGUAUAGGAAAUAACUUAUAAGUCCGAGUGUACUGCCAUUUUAUUUAACAUCAUUUACCAUGUCAAAUUACUACACGCUCUCAAUUGGUUCAGUAGAAAAUUGCAUUCAAUUAGCAUUGUAAUAGAAUGUUCUGAAAUUCUUACUGAAAUAUUACAAAAUCAGUUUCAUUGGCGAAGGAUGGUACGGCACAACUAUUAUUAGAAAAC
Molecule: messenger RNA, 4498 nt
Organism: Schistosoma bovis
Lineage: Eukaryota; Metazoa; Platyhelminthes; Trematoda; Strigeidida; Schistosomatidae
Source: the annotation of a GenBank genome assembly